Messenger RNA from Sphaeramia orbicularis (orbiculate cardinalfish), 1117 nucleotides. RefSeq names its product granulito (gene gra). Bases 180 to 644 code for a protein of 154 amino acids. The record is from RefSeq and is a predicted model, not a curated record. Lineage: Eukaryota; Metazoa; Chordata; Actinopteri; Kurtiformes; Apogonidae. The transcript is spliced from 7 exons.
GUGUCCCUUGAGUUUAGGUGUCAAAAUUUGUGUGGCUUCUAAAAAAUGUUCGUAUCUUACAUGUGUAAAGUUCAUUCCACAUCAGGAAUCACUCUUUAUGUUCUGAGACGUGUUGUAAUGCAGCGGUUAACAAGUGUCCGUUCGGUGUAGUUUAUUUUGAAAGUCUUUCACCGGAUGUGAUGCUGUUGCUGGAUGGUGUGACACAGGAGAGUCAGGCAGAAGACCACGCUGAAGCAAUCCUUGACUCCAGCAUGGAAGUAUCAAGGAGAAGAGUCCUCCAAAGACAUCUGGAGCCUGCCAGACCCCUGAGACGCUGCAUCCAGGUUGACAUUGUGCCUGAAAUGAAUGGUAAUACCUGUACACAGUCACUGAUGGAAGUGGUUGGACACGAGACAAACAUCACCAUAGAGCAGUUCUGCAAGAUUGUUAACCUUGACAAAGAGAAAGAAGGAAGAAUAUCUUACACAAGAGAUUUCUUAAUUGGACUGGCGUGUUGCCCGGAGGCAAAGAGGAAACCAGAGUUCUUGCCAGAACACCCUAUUGUCUUACCCAAGGCGAGACAUCCUGAGCACCUGUGCCUGCCUGAAAACCGGUGGAAUGAGAGAAAAAAUGAAAUGAUGGCAGAAAUGCUUCACCAAGCCUAAGAGUUUUGCACAGGUGUCAACUGAAAGAGUGUUUUUGUUUACUUAUUUAUUAUUUUUGCUGCUUUCUUUGUUUGAAUUAAUUUCAUUUUGCAUGUGAACUAUUUUAACUCGAUUUAUUACAGUUUGAAGUGUAUUUUUGGAAUUUAUAUAACCUAACACCAUUUCAUUUGCCUAUGUUGAGUAUGGUAUUUUGCUUUGUUUUUCUGCUGUGUAGGAUUUUGGCAGCAAUAUCAAAGAAACACAAGAUACUUAUGACACCUGGUAAUGGUAAAUUGUCAUUUAAAUGAAGCAGGGUAAAAAAAAAAAAAAAAAAGCCACUUCAUGCAGACUCAUUGUUUUAUUUAAGUUAUGUUAACAGUGACAGUUGACAAAAUGAUGUGCUCAGCUGAACUCGCUGAAAGUGUAUCACCAUUGUGAUUUAACGGGUCUUGCAAAACAUGUUAACUUCAUUUAUAAAGCACAGUUUGGCUUAA